AUGCAAACGGAGAAAAAAAAGGAAAGCGCCAAGGGAAGACCCAUAUACAAUCAAGGUGUUUUGAACAAAAAUGCAGUGGUCACAAGGAGGCAGUCAAAAACAAGUGUAAGACACAUUGAUAAGUUAAAAAUUUUGAAUGAAAUAAAAAAUGAAGGAAAGAAAGGCAUCCUUAUUGAGGGCAUAGAAAAGGUGAAAGAGAGAGCAAGUCUUUUAAGCAAAGCAACGGAUAAAAGCUCCAUGAUGGAGAAAAAAAACUACACCCGAGACAGCAGUCGGAGCACCUUACUCAAGUUUAGUGAGCCAAACAGAAAUAAUAGAAGCUUGAUCGGCAAGGAAAAAAAGGAGCAUAGCUAUGGCCGUGAUCCUAGUAAGGAGGAUACUCGCCGAGGGGGAAGGAAUACUAACACACAACUAACACACAAUACCAGGGGAAGAACAAACGAAAGGAAAACUUCCUCCAUGGAGAAGUUGCUGCUACGGGACAGCAUCAGGGAAGAACAAAGUUUAUCCACCUUGUUCCAAGGGUUAAGUAAAGAAAGAAUGGGAAGGGUCGAAGAAGGAAGAAGUAGCAAGGAAAACGCGCGCAGCAGUAGGGGAAAUACAACAGGAAAGAGAGAAAGCAUGCAAGGCAGCAGAAGCACUCUGGGCAGUGACGAAAGGAGCAUGAAGACCCACCCCUGGCAGAUAAGGAGUGGAGAUCAGAAAGCAGCAAAAAGGACCAAUAAUGCGAAAAUUGCAAAAAUUGAGAAAAACAUAACCAAGGAAGAAAAAGUGAAAGAAGCCAAUGUGGAACAUGUAAAAAAAGACGACGCGAGCGCCCGAGAUAAAAAUAAGAAAGAUCACAUCGUAAUUGACGACAGUAACAUUUACAUCGUCAUAGACGACCUGGAUGAAGACGCAAACGACAAAACUGCAGUAAUAAACAAGCUAAACAUCACGAAUGACACGUACAAUUUUUUAAUGAAUAGAAAAAAUGAAAUGAAAGCGGCGAAGCGGAGGAACGCCAAUUAUUCCUUUAUGGAAGAAACUCACCCUAUUAUCGCCAAGGGGGUCGAUGGGGAAGGACUCCAAGGGGUAAACUUCGAUGCAGAUAAGGAGGAUGGCCUAUACGAUGAGGGAACAGAGGUGGACCAAGAAGAGAGCCUGGACAACGAAGAAGAGGAUGAAGAGGCAGAAGAAGACUCCGAUGAAGAGACGGAAGAAGACGACACGGACGACUACGAUUUCGAUAACAAGAGCGUAUCGAUAAGGGGAAUCGGGGAGGACUCCACGAAUGAUGAGAUGGAAGAUUUAGAGGUUAGCAAAAUUUACGAGUCCUUUAAAACGGAAAUGGAAAAUCUGCCCCCCUCUGAGGAAGCAAAGGGGGAGGAAGUGAAGCCCGAGGGCGCGCAGGUAGGGGGUCAUAUCGAGGAGACCUCCAAGGAGAGGAGCGACCUGGUUGGCAAGGGGAGCGAAGAGAGUGGAGGCGUAGUUGGAAGAGUGAAGGGAGAAGCGGGACAGGCGGACCAAACGGACCAAAUGAAAGACGAAAAACUCGACAAGGAUGCGAAGAACGACCAGGUGGACGUGUCUGAACUGAAGGAAACCAAACUUCCCGCCUCAGACAACCCCGAGGAAGACGCCCCUUUGGUGAACAAAGGCAACGUCAAAGUGAACGAUGAGGGGGGUAAAAAGUUUGACGAAGCGGCUAACUCUAAUUCUUUUGGGGGCAAAAGGAAGAGCUCUAGCAUGAAGGGGGAAGAGGUGCAGCCGCAAUGGGACACAGCGCUGCAGGAGGGCAAAUCAGUCCAGGGAGUCGAGGCGGGAAAAGAGGAUAAAUCGAGUGAUGCAGGGCAGCAAUCGAACGAAGCGUCAGUCGUAUCCAUAGUACCAGUAGUGCCUCUGCUACCUCUGAUGCCCCUAGUGCCGGGGCUGCAAGAAUUACGUACCUUACAAGAAAUGCACGGCUUACACGAAUUGAGGGACAACUCGGAGAAGGAAGAACCAGAGGGAGAAAAAAGAAAAAGAAGAAAAAAAAUGGAGGAGAAGGGAAAACGAGAAAAGCUAAAGUUUAACAGCGAAAAGGAAAGAAGGGAUCACAAAAACAACGAACUAGACAGAAUAUAUAAACAAAUAAACAGAAAAGAUAUGAACUCUCAGGAUGAGGUGGUCAAGAAGUGGGAAAAUGAUCCAAACGAAGGAGACGAAUUCAAUUCCUCACAGUACAGUAAGUUAGUCAAGUUAAUUUCCAUUUCGAAGGACAUUUCUAAAUAUAACAUGAGUCAUGACAUUAGGGAUGACGACAAAGGAGGAAAGCCCUCCAACGUAGGUGCUACCUUCAAAGAGAGGGGGAAAAAUCUGGACAAGGCAGAUAAAAGCAGAAGUAAGCAAAAGGCAGUACUACUUCCAUUGGAGAUAGAGAGUGUGCAGGGAAGUUCCACUGAUAAGGGGGAAAUAAAGAAGACGAGCGUGAAGGAUCUUAAAACGAGGGACGACUCGACAGAGAGGAAAGACGAAAAGAGGACAAAACUGAAGAGAAAAUAUACCAACGAGGGGGUAGACAGUAGUUUAAAAACAGGUCAACAGAGCAGCGAUAAGAAUCCCAACCAGAAGGAACCCACCCAAAAGAGGGAGGAAGAUCUAAAGAACGAAUCGCACCGAGCGGGAGAUGAACCCUCUGAUGGUGUCGCUACUCCAGACAGUAAAAGGAAAAAUGCGCAGGAAGGUGAAGAAGCAAAUGUAAGCAAAAAGUUAAAGAAAGGCGAAGGUGUAGACAGUGUGGAUGGGCUCGAUGCCGCGGCAGAGCAGGAGAACAACCCCCCUGUGGUAGAGAUCUUAGAGGAAAGCGCAGGUGGUGAUGAUGGCGCCACAACAGGGGUAGAAGAACAACCGAGUGGAGACGCGCCAACGAUCGAGCAGAAAAAUGUCAGCCAAGAGCCUUCAGCUGUCGGAGAAAAAGAGGAGAAGGAUGAACCCCAUGAAGAAGAGAAGGAUGAACCCCAUGAAGAAGUCCAAACGGAGGAGAAGGAUGAAGCCAGUGAAGAAGUCCAAACGGAGGAGAAGGAUGAACCCCAUGAAGGAGUCCAAACGGAGGAGAAGGAUGAACCCCAUGAAGGAGUCCAAAAAGAGGAGAAGGAUGAACCCCGUGAAGAAGUCCAAACGGAAGAGCAGGAAAAGGGCGGAAAUGAGAAAGGGGAAGAGAGGCCACUUGAGGAGCCACCAGCGGAGGAGGUGCAAUCAGGCCAGGCAACAGAGGAUGUAGACGAGAGGGAAGCUGCCGAAUCUAUUGGACACAUGGGCGAAGAAGACACCGAAGUGAAAGUCGUGCUGAAGGAAAUUAUAGAAGAGGGAACCGCGGCGAGGGAAGAGGAGGAGGAAGUGGAGGAAGAGCUGGCCCCACUGGAGGCUACCAUCGUGGAAGCACUAGGGGGAGAGGAUGAAGCCGAGGUGGGAAAGGUGGUUGCCAGUGAAAUUGCGAGUGAAGUCGAGGAAGGGGAAAAGGAGAUUGCCAAGGCGGAGAAGGAAGGGGAUGAGAUCGGAGAAAGCCAAACCGACGCUGAGAAGGGAGGUGAUCAUAUCGGAGAAAGCCAAAGCGACGCUGAGAAGGGAGGCGAUCAUAUCGGAGAAAUCCAAGCCGACGCUGAGAAGGAAGGUCAUCAGAUCGAGGAGGACGAAGAAAACGUAGUGAAGCUGGAACAGAAGGAAGUUUACGACGAGGUGGAGGAAGAACAGGAUGACAUCGUGGAGGUCGACGAGGAAAAGGGAGCCCAUGAAGGAAUGAUACAGGUGGUAUUGAUGGUGAAGGGGGAGUCGGUGCAGAAGGAGGCUGAAGAGAUAGAAGAGGAGGAUGGCGACGGGGCUGCCGAAAAGGAGGAAAAGGAAGAAAACGAGGAAAAGGAAGAAAACGAAGAAAACGAAGAAAACGAAGAAAAGGAAGAAAACGAAGAAAAGGAAGAAAACGAAGAAAAGGCCGAGUCGGAUAAGUUCCAAGAGGUACAGGAAGAGGAGAUGUACGAGGAGCUGGAGGCGGGGCAGGACGAGGAGUAUGAAGAAGUGGAAGAGGCGAAAGAGGUAGAAGAGGUGGAAGCGGUGGAAGAAGUGGAAGACGUGGAAAACGUGGAAGAUUUGGGAAACGUGGAAGAGGUGGAAAAUCAAAAAGCCAUAUUCACAGAAGGAGAAGUGGACAAAGAGGAUGACCCUGCGACCGAGGGGAUUCACACAGAUGAUAAAAGUGAUCCAGAAGAAACGGAGGAAAAAAGUAAGCUCAGCGAAAGUGCAAAUGAAUGUCUUGUCGAGGAUAGCAGCAAAGAGUAUGAAGUAGUUUCAUAUGAUUACAAUGAAAACGGAUUGACAAACUCUGAUUAG
Molecule: messenger RNA, 4344 nt
Organism: Plasmodium inui San Antonio 1
Lineage: Eukaryota; Apicomplexa; Aconoidasida; Haemosporida; Plasmodiidae
Exons: 2
Coding region: 1-4344 (1447 amino acids)
Source: RefSeq, a predicted model, not a curated record